Molecule: messenger RNA, 1341 nt
Organism: Emiliania huxleyi CCMP1516
Lineage: Eukaryota; Haptophyta; Isochrysidales; Noelaerhabdaceae
Exons: 3
Coding region: 1-1341 (446 amino acids)
Cellular component (GO): cytoplasm; ubiquitin ligase complex
Source: RefSeq, a predicted model, not a curated record
AUGGUUCUGGCAGAGGUUUCGCCGUCCGGGGACGGCGGGGUGGCCGCGGGGGCUGAGACGGAGGUCGCGCGCAUCUUCGAGAUCCUCGAGGCAAAGCGGGGCGGGAAGUCCCUUGUCACAGCAUUUGGAGACGAACAGCUCGCUGUUGUCGCCGAGGCUAUGGUUGGUGACGCGACGAGCGCCGCGCAUUUGCAGGAGAACAUGCUCGGCGACGCGAGCAUAGUCGACGUCUUCUCGCCGUACUUUGCGAGAGCCGUAGGCAGGGACACGCUGCCGCCCCAUCUGCAGGCAACCCUCCGAGCGUGGUGGCUUGGGGCCGCCCAGGCUGGAGGCACCCUGCAGGUGGCCCGAUCGGCGAGCGCCCCGCCGGUGCGCGUCGCGUCGGCGCCGGCGGCAGCGGAGGAGUCCGCCCUGACCGAGGUACAGGUCGCCGAGCUGACCAAGCAGAAUCUCAGCUCGGCAGGCGCGCUCGCACUUAGCGUCUCCCUCCUCACCGGGUACGUAGUCACAGACAAGGACCUGGCGAGCGGGGGAUCGGUCUUCGAGGGCGCAAUCUACGGCCGGAACCCGUCGACAGUCAAGUGCGUGCGACAGGCCAAAGACGACCCGGGCAGCCUCCACCAUGCCCUCAAAUCUGGCGAGCGGAGCGUGUUCUUCACCUACAUCGAGCGAUUUUUCCGCAAGUACCCGGGGCGCGGCCUGCCGGAGCUGCCGCUCGACCGCAUCCUUCGCGACGACGUCUACCGCGAGCAUGAGAGGUCAGUCGAGUCGUUCAAGAAGGAGCUGGCCGAGCUCGCCAAGCGCGUCACCAAGGCGGAGGCGGCUGCGGCGGAGGCCCAGCGGGCGGCCGAGGAGGCGAAGCGGUCGGGCAAGUCGGGCGCCAAGACCUGCUUCUGGUGCGGCGAGGAUGUCACGGUGCCCAAUACGGACCUCGCCACCUUCACCGCCCUCGUCCGCUACCUCUUCACCGACCAGCUCGACCUCGGCGAGGAGGAGGGCGGCAGAGCGCAGCGCGCGCUCGACCUGCGGCAGCUGGCGCAGAUGUACCAGGUGCCGCGCCUCGAGCUGCUCUGCGCGCAGGCGCUGUUGGAGAGCGUCGGGCCGGCGAGCGCCGUGCCGCUGCUCGAGGCGGCGCACGCGACGGGCGACGGGUGGCUCCUCGCGCAGUGCCGCCGCUACGUGGCCGACAACGCCGCCGAGGUGCGGGCGAGCGGCGGCGUGGAGCAGCUGCGCGACCUGGGCGUGGCAAAGGGGCUGCUCGGCGACGCGCUCGACCAGGUGGCGGAGCUGAAGGGGACGGUGGCGGCGCGCGAUGUGGAGCUCGAGAAGGUCCGGGCAUGA